AUGUCUCCUAUUCCAACCACCAUCGACGAUACUCCCCAAUACAAGGGAAAGUUCCACUACGUGUCCAAGAAUGCAAAUUUGCAAGUUAACCCUAACUUGUACCACCUUCCACCAAUGUCAGCCUUUGGUGACGCCUUGACGUUACCUCUUGCAGACCUCCGCCCAUCUCUUGAUGCCGAUGAAUCGCCCUACAAACUUGAUUACCGUAGCUUCACGGCGCGGCGUGCUCCGUCAAAACUCCACUCUGCUCCUUGCAGCCGCGAAAGCUGGAACGACCCUGAGCUCAUCAGAACUAUCUAUGUGCCUGAAGUGGAAGACUUGGUCAAGAGAGUUACAGGCUGCAAGACAGCAUUGGUCGAAUCCGCAGUCAUCAGAAAUCAUCUGCACUUGGAAAUCGACUCCCACCCAACGGAAAAAUCAGGAGCUGAUUACACUGGCGAUGACGCCGGUCCCUGUCCUCGUAUGAUCGGGUUCUCGGAUGCAGAUGGUGCUUCCCCCGCCCCAAAGGUUCAUCUCGACUUCUCGCCCCUUGGCGCGAGAACACAUAUUCGAAAAUAUCAUCGCAACUUGGCUAUUUGCUGCGGAACACGUUAUUGA
Penicillium expansum is the source of this 597-nucleotide messenger RNA. RefSeq lists its product as uncharacterized. The transcript has a single exon. The coding region runs from base 1 to 597 and encodes 198 amino acids. The record is from RefSeq and is a predicted model, not a curated record. Lineage: Eukaryota; Fungi; Ascomycota; Eurotiomycetes; Eurotiales; Aspergillaceae.